AUGCCAUCUUCGUCGACCACCUCAAACCUUCGGAUUCUUCUCUUUUCCCUCCUGCUCGUCGCUGCCAGUUCAGAGGUCACAGAAUCUUCGGGUAAGUAUUAGUUGGUUUGUUUUGUAAAUACUCCGAAAAUCCACUAGAGUCACUUCCGAGUGGCGAAAAAAAGUGAAAGGAAAAGUAACGGGAAAUCGGAACUGAGAGGUUCAGAAAGUUCGAUUUUCGGAAGGAUAAUUGAACCGAAAUGUUGCCUACAGUCUGGGAUUUGGUUCAAGUAGGAUUUGGAAUUCAAAGAAAAACGGAAACAGAACAAAACUGAGAAUGUAGAUUAGGGGGAAACGCACGCAAUAUACUAAUAUGUCAAUUGAGUGAACUGAGUGGAAAUGACUUUAUCAGCAAAGAUCUUUCAAGUGCUCCCAAUAUCAAACUUUCAGAUAUAAAGCAGUCGUCGGCACAAGCAGUCGCCCCGACUCCGUUCCAAGUGGCCACUUCUCCGCAUCCGUUCUCCCGUCAGAUCGCUGCUCCGUCGCGUAUUCACCGCAGAUCCAUCACUCCCGUCCCAACCCGAGCCCACCGAGUUUACCACUGA
Caenorhabditis sp. 36 PRJEB53466 is the source of this 584-nucleotide messenger RNA. The record is from the annotation of a GenBank genome assembly. NCBI's taxonomy places the organism in Eukaryota, Metazoa, Nematoda, Chromadorea, Rhabditida, Rhabditidae.